This is a messenger RNA of Pteropus alecto (black flying fox), 2938 nucleotides long. It is a transcript of the gene KIF12, whose product is annotated as kinesin family member 12. Lineage: Eukaryota; Metazoa; Chordata; Mammalia; Chiroptera; Pteropodidae. Gene Ontology annotation, biological process: microtubule-based movement. The record is from RefSeq and is a predicted model, not a curated record. Bases 1036 to 2619 code for a protein of 527 amino acids. Gene Ontology annotation, molecular function: ATP binding; microtubule binding; microtubule motor activity. The transcript has 16 exons.
GUAGUGCAGAGGGAAAGGAACGAGGCGGAGCUAACUCCGUGUGCAAAGCAGGACAUGGAGGAACUUGGGUCCCCCGACGGGGAUCCCGCACGGAGCCUGGAGCGGGGGCCAGAGAGGCCGGAAACGCCCAUCCAGGUAGUCCUCAGGUGAGAAUAGGUUGGCUAGGAGGUGCCCGAGAGAGGAAGGGAAGGGGCUGAUGGAAACAUCGGAUGGACCAUUCGCCCUCCCGUCGGACCCCAGGGUGCGUCCCAUGAGCGCGGCCGAGCUGCGUCGAGGGGAGCAGAGCGCUCUACAUUGCUCAGGGACCAGGACUCUGCAGGUGAGGAACUUCCCUCCCCCUUACUCCCCCCGCCCCCCAAAAAAACUAUCCAGAGGACGCCUCGUUUGUUGCCCCAGACAACUUUGCCCAGACCCCGCCCUCCGCAGGCCCCGCCCCUUCUCCACUGCCCCUUCCCCUAGGUGAGCCCCCCGGGCGGGGGCCCAGACGUAGCGUUCCGCUUCGGCGCAGUGUUGGACGGGGCGUGCACGCAGGAGGACGUGUUCCGGGCCUGCGGUGUGCGGCGCCUGGGGGAGCUGGCGCUGCGCGGGUGAGUGAGGCCCCGGGGAUGCUGCGCACCCCCGCGCUGUCCUUACGCUUCGGUCGAGCCCGGACCCCCGCCCUCUGCCUGGGUCCAGCCGCACCCCUGCCACCUGCAGCUUCUCCUGCACCGUCUUCACCUUCGGCCAGACCGGCUCCGGGAAGACCUACACCCUGACCGGGCCUCCUCCCCAGGUGGGCCAAGCGUAAGAGGAGCCCCCGGGGGUCAGGGGUUGGUGAGCUGGAAGCUCCGGGGAGCCGGUGGGUGCGCAGACUCCCAGAGGGUAGGGCCUUGGACAGUGUAGCCCAACCCCAUGUAUUUGCAGAUAAGGAAGCUGAGGCCCAGGGAGGUGAAGGGACCUGCCCAAUAUGGAGUUCGAAUUUUGUCCCCUUCACUUACAAGCUCUCGGUUUCUUCGUCUGUAAAAUGGGAGUGAUAUUGCUGAGUGUGAGAAUUCAAUGAGAUGUCGUAUGGGAACGUGGCCUAGUUCCUGGGGCAGAGGAGAGGGGGUACCCCUACCCCCCAGCCUGGGUGGCAUCAUGCAGAGGACCUUCGCCUGGCUGUUAGACCGCGUGCAGCACCUGGGCGCCCCUGUCACCCUCCGUGCCUCCUAUCUGGAGAUCUACAAUGAGCAGGUUCGAGACUUGCUGAGCCUGGGACCUUCCCGGCCCCUCCCUGUCCGCUGGAACAAGACCCGGGGCUUCUAUGUGGAGCAGCUGCGGGUGGUGGAGUUUGGGAGUCUGGGGGCUCUGAUGGAACUUCUGCAAAUGGGUCUUAGUCGUCGAAGGAGCUCAGCUCAUACUCUGAACCAGGCCUCCAGCCGAAGCCAUGCCCUGCUCACACUCUAUAUCAGCCGCCGAACUUCCCAGCAGGUGUCUCCCAUGGAUCCUGGGGAACACCCUGUAGGUGGGAAGCUGUGCUUUGUAGACCUGGCCGGCAGUGAGAAGGUGGCAGCCACAGGAUCCCGUGGGGAGCUGAUGCUCGAGGCCAACAGCAUCAACCGUAGCCUGCUGGCCCUGGGUCACUGCAUCUCCCUGCUGCUGGACCCACAGCGGAAGCAAAGCCACAUCCCCUUUCGAGACAGCAAGCUCACCAAGCUGCUGGCGGACUCACUGGGGGGGCAUGGGGUCACCCUCAUGGUGGCUUGCGUGUCCCCCUCAGCCCAGUGCCUUCCUGAGACUCUUAGUACCCUGCGAUAUGCCAGCCGAGCUCAGCGGGUCACCACUCGGCCACAGGCUCCCAAGUCUCCCAUGGCAAAGCAGCCUCCGCGCUUGGAGACCGAGGUGUUGCAGCUGCAGGAGGAGAACCGUCUCUUGCGGUCCCAACUGGGCCAAAGGGACGUCAAGGUCUCCGGAUUCAGUGGGAGCCGGGUGGCCUGGGCCCAGCGGAACCUCUACGGGAUGCUCCAGGAGUUCAUGCUAGAGAAUGAGAGGCUCAGGAAAGAAAAGAUCCAGCUGCAGAGUAGCUGGGACCUGGCCCGGGAUGAGCAGCGUGUCCUGACACAGCAGGUCCAUGAGCUGGAGCGCCGCCUCUUCUCCGCCUGCUGCCUUCACCAGCCAGGCCGUGGCCCAGCCCCACCAUGUCCCUGUGUGAUGGUGCCAGCUCCCUCCUGCCAUGCCCUGCCACCCCUCUGCUCCUGCCCCUGCUGUCAUCUCUGCCCCCUGUGCCGAGCACCACUGGCCCACUGGGCCUGUCCACAGAGGAAGCUCCACCUGCCCCAGGUGUUUGGCCCUAAGGCCCCAAAUGGCAUGUCCCCCUCUGUCCAGCCCUCAGCCUGGGCACCCCCGUGCAGCCCUGGCUCUGUCAAGUGCCAGAGAGAGAGGAGUCACAGCGACUGGACUCAGACCCAAGUCCUGGCGGAAAUGCUGACCGAGGCGGAGGUGGUACCCUCUGCACCUCCCCUGCCCGUGGGGCCCCCGAACACAUCACCGGUGCUGAGAGGUGGGGCCACGGUUCCAAACCUGGCCCGGAGACUGGAGGCUCUCAGAGACCAGAUUGGCAGCUCUCUGAGGCGUGGCCGGCACCAGCCACCCCCGCAGUGAGAACGCACGGAGCCCCAUCCAAGUCCUGCCUCACUGCUGAGGGCAAACCGGAAACCCAGGAGACCACCAUGUGACCUUAGGCUGGGCUCUGAACGCCAGGGUUCGUCUCCUCAUCUGUCCAAUGGGGAUAGCAGCUGCCGUUCCACUCCGCAGCACGCAAGGACAAUUCCUGAGGGCCAGGGGGUGGGGGCUAGAGAAUAAUUUGGGGAAGUAAAGGGAGGGUGCCACCCCAGACUACAAGAAAUGAGACUGGAUUCAGGAGAAAGCAGGCAGCAGGUGAUGAAAUAUUUGUAUCAAUAAAGAGAGGCCUCAGCUCCAA